Molecule: messenger RNA, 3003 nt
Organism: Triplophysa dalaica
Lineage: Eukaryota; Metazoa; Chordata; Actinopteri; Cypriniformes; Nemacheilidae
Gene: ifit10
Product: interferon-induced protein with tetratricopeptide repeats 10
Exons: 2
Coding region: 445-1863 (472 amino acids)
Biological process (GO): defense response to virus
Cellular component (GO): cytosol
Molecular function (GO): protein binding
Source: RefSeq, a predicted model, not a curated record
GGCGCGUUGCCAACACUGAAGACGAUGGCUUGGUUAUUGAAGGCGGUGCCGCUAUGUUGUUUUUUCUUAAGAAAUGCACCAAUUGUAUAAACGAAUUGUGAACGCGAUAGUUUAUGGGAAAGGAACCACAAAAGCGGCUUGCAGACGUUAAACAGGAGAACAAGUGGAAAUACUUAAUGAAGAUAUUUAGAAGUUUACGCAUGCAAACAGCGCUGAGGAAAAACUAAGAAUUCGACGUAUGCAUUCGUAUGACACCGACUACACAUGGUUAUCUUUAUUAUGCUGCUAAUAAUUAACAACUUUAAGGUUUCCUCUAGUGCUCUCUUUCAAGAUGUCAGUUUCGAUUCUGAUUUUGAUCCUCCCAUCUCUGGGAGAGAAUAUAAAAGCCAUGUUGGGACCAUCUCCGCGAUCACACAACUUCUACAAUAUUUACACUGACUCAAGAUGAGUAUGGAGAAUGAUAAAGUUUUGAGAACAAAACUUGACCAGCUUGAAUGUCACUUCACCUGGGCUCUGAAAAAAGAUGAUAUGGAUCUUAAUAGGCUGGAUGAACAGUUUAAGUUGGAUGUUGAGAAAAAAGAAAAUCCCACACAAAUUUACAAUGCUUUAGCAUAUGUAAAGUUCCUUCAGGGGUUUCAAGAAGAGGCACUUAGCAAUCUCAUGACAUCAUUGAAGCUUUACAAAGAGUGCCAUGAAGAGGAAUUCAACAAAUCUCUCAUUGUCACCUAUGGAAACCUUGCCUGGAUAAACUACCACAUGAAGAACUACACAGAGUGUGAAAGUUACCUGCAGAAAGUCCUGAAGAUAAAUGAAAACAUGUCAUCUGAGUCCUCGUCUGUUCCAGAGGUGCUUGGCGAGAAGGGAUGGACCUUUCGUAGAUUUUCUUUCAAGUAUUAUGAAAAAUCCAAAGAAUGUUUUAAGAAGGCUUUAGAUCUGGAACCAGAAGUUGGUAAGUGGAACGCCGGUUAUGCCAUCGCUCUGUAUCGAACAGAAUAUGGAGAAUUCACUAUUGAGAAUUCACCAGUAAUCAAGCAACUGAGACGAGCCAUUGAAACAAAUCCUGAUGAUGAUGUUCUUAAGGUCCUCUUGGCUUUGCGACUGGUUAUGUACAAGAGCUAUGAAGAGGCUGAAAGAUUGGUGGAAGCGGCUUUAGAAAGAUCUCCAGAUCACCCACAUGUCUUGAGAUAUGCUGGACAAUUCUUUAAUAAUAAAGGAUCUAUGGACCGAGCUAUUGCUCUAUUGAAAAACGCACUUGAACUGUCGCCUAAUACAAGUUUCAUACAUCAUCAGUUAGCUCUCUGCUAUAAAAUGAAGAAAAUCCAACUGCUGCAGAAGGGAAAUCAUCAUGUCAGAGGACCUGAGGUUCAACAGAUUCGUGAUCAGAUCAUCUACCAUUUAGAAAUGGCUACCACCCAUGCAACCGGCUUUAUCAAAGCUAUGAGUGAUCUAGCACUGCAUUACGGAGAACAACACGAUGUUUCACGAGCCGAAGAGAUGUUUCAGAUGACGUUUGAGACAGCCAAAGAGAAAAAUGAUAAUCUUCAUGUGGUUCAUUUUCAUUACGCUGAAUUCCAGUUCCACUGCAAAAGAGAUGAAGUUUUAGCUAUCAAACACUACAUGGAAUGCCGGAAGAUGAACCCAGGUUCAUAUGAAGGGAAGAGAAGUGAAAACAACUUAAAAAGGAUUGCAGAGAAGCGCAUAAAUAAAAACACACAGGACGGGGAGGCUUAUGGGAUACUAGGAUUCAUUCACAAAGAGAAAGGAGAGAAGACCCAAGCCAUUGAGUGCUAUGAGAAAGCUUUGAGUUAUGGAGAAAAUGAUGAGUACCUCACCAAUCUUUGUGCUCUCAGGCUGUCCAUUUAAAGUUAUGACAUUCUAUAUGUUUACAAAAUCAAUGCAUAAUAACAUAUCAUCAUGUAAUGCACUAAUUAUUUAUGAAAAAUGUCAGACAGCAUUAGUAUUUAAUUCAAAAAUGAAUUUUCAUUGUUACGUCUCAGUUCUCUCAUGUCUUCAAGUAUUUUUCUGUAUGUCAGAAGUUAAAAUGUGCCUUUCAAAGUAUUUAAAGAUUAUAAAUUGUAUUUAAAAGGCACGUGAUAAAGAUAUUCAGAACGUUUAAACAGUUUAUAACAGAAAUAAAAAACAAGGACAGUACAUAUUUUGUGUACUAUCUAUUCCUUGUAAUCAAAAUGUUUAUCACUUAUGUUUGACGAAUAGAUCAAUGCUAAAUGGAUAAAAAAACGAUAAGUUAUGUCUGGGGAUGAGUCUGUAUGGGAAGUCUGUAUGAUUUUAACACACCAGUAUACAUGUAUGUGCUCUGAUGUACACAAAGAAAUAUGUUUGGGAAAAUGUUAGCAACUGACAUUUCUAGGACAUUAUUGAGUACCAUAGCAGGAAAAAUUAUGAAAUCAAUCUUUGUUCCAUCUAAUAAAUUUGAUAUUUUGAAGGAUUUGGGAAAGCAAACAGUUCUAGGGCACCUUCGACUACCAUUUUAUUUUUCCUAUGGUAGUUAAUGACGUACCAGAAAUGUAAGUUUCCAAAAAUCUUCAUUUGUGUUCAUCAGAACAAAUGAAUCUAUACAGGUUUGGAAAAAAAUUAGGGAUGAGUAAAUGAUGACAUCAUUUUAAUUUUUGGGUGAACUAUCCCUUUAAAACAGACAGCUCUUGCCUUUUGUUGGCCAAGCCGAAUGUUAACAUCACACUGGUUCUGUAAAGCACUGCUCUGAGGCUCAAGACUGAGAACCCCAAUGACAAGUUAUCUCCUCUAUUAAGAGACAACUCUUCCCUACGAAAAAAUGUCAUUUUAGAACAGUAGUGUAUGCAUUCAUUAGCAGUAGAUACUAUGAAUCUAUAAAAUGCUGGCGGGGAAAUAGUUAAACAUAAACCACUGUUACCAUUUUUCUUUUUUAUAGUUAUCAUUAAUAGUGUGAACAGCUCUUAAUCUGAUUUGUUUAAGGUCAUAAAAUAAAUAAAUCUUUAUCGAAUGAAAGAAAGUACUUUUUUUAUU